UCAGCUUCACUCAGAGACUAAAUGGCUUCCAGAUCAGAGGAGGAUCUCUGCUGUCCGGUCUGUCAUGAGGUCUUUAGAGAUCCAGUUGUUCUGUCAUGUAGCCACAGCUUCUGUAAAGACUGUCUGAAGAGCUGGUGGAGAGAGAAACCAACACAUGAGUGUCCAGUUUGUAAGAGAAGAUCUUCAAGGACUGAACCACCUCGUAACCUGGUGUUAAAGAACCUGUGUGAGUCCUUCUUACAGGACAAAGAUCAGGGAGCUUCAGAGGCUCUCUGCAGUCUGCACUCUGAGAAACUCAAACUCUUCUGUCUGGACCAUCAGCAGCCAGUGUGUCUCGUCUGCAGAGAUUCAGAAAAACACACCAACCACAGAUUCAGACCCAUCGAUGAAGCUGCACCACAACACAAGAAGGAACUUGAGGAAACUCUGAAACCCUUAAAGGAGAAGUUAAAGGUUUGUGAAGAAGUUAAAGUGAAGUUUGAUCAAACAGCAGAACACAUUAAGGUCCAGGCCCAACACACAGAGAGGCAGAUUAAGGAUCAGUUUAGGAAGCUUCACCAGUUUCUAGAAGAGGAAGAGGAGGCCAGGAUGGCUGCUCUGAGGGAGGAAGAGAAGCAGAAGAGUCAGAUGAUGAAGGAGAAGAUGGAGGCUCUGAGCAGAGAGAUAGCAGCUCUUUCACACACAGUCAGAGCCACAGAGGAGGAGCUGAGAGCUGAAGACGUCUCAUUCCUGAACAACUACAAGGCUGCAGUGGAAAGAGUCCAGCGCUGCCCCCUGCUGGAUGAUCCACAGCUGCCCUCAGGAGCUCUGAUAGACCAGGCCAAACACCUGGGCAACCUGGCCUUCAACAUCUGGAACAACAUGAAGGAGAUGGUCUCCUACACUCCUGUCAUUCUGAAUCCAAACACUGCUGGUCUAAACCUGUCUGAAGAUCUGACUAGUGUGAGAUGUGAAGGAGAGAAACAGCAGCUUCCUGAUAAUCCAGAGAGGUUUGAUUAUUAUUACUCUGUCCUGGGCUCUGAGGGCUUUAACUCAGGGACUCACAGCUGGGAUGUCGAGGUUGGAGACAGUGGUCACUGGUUACUGGGUGUGUUAUCAGAGUCUGUUGAGAGGAAGGGACGCAUACAGUCUGGAUUAUGGAGAAUAAGGUUCUAUAAUGAUAAAUACUCAGCAUAUUCACCAUCAUCUCCCAUCACUGUUCUCCCAGUGAAGAAGAAGCUCCAGAGGAUCAGAGUGAAUCUGGACUGGAACAGAGGAAAUCUGUCGUUCUCUGAUCCUGAUACUAACACACACAUACACACCUUCACACACACUUUCACUGACACACUGUUUCCAUACAUUUACACUUGGUUCACUGCUCUGAGAGACCUGCCGCUGAUGGAGAACCCCCACACUGAGGGGGGGUCCCAGGACUACUACUCCAUCCACAGGACACAACUGCAGGUGGAUCCUGAUCAUGUGACGUCUGUCAGACUGAUCCUGAAGCAGCCGUCUGCAGCCUGGUUGAGCUUCAGCCUGGAGGACAUUAAGAUCUACCCCCACAUGGAGCCGGAUCCAGAGAAGGAGGUUUCUGAUUGGCUCUCUGAUCUGACCCUGAUCGACCAGCAUCCUGAUCUGGAGGGCCUCCCGGACCCUCAGACGGUCUCCUCCAGCCUCCAGCAGAUGUGGGCUCUGACGGAGGUGAUGCAGACCAACCAGACCACCGCCUCCAUCGGCCGCUUCGACGUGGACGGCUGCUAUGAUAUCAACCUGCUGUCUCUCACAUGAACCACACAGG
Molecule: messenger RNA, 1777 nt
Organism: Scomber japonicus (chub mackerel)
Lineage: Eukaryota; Metazoa; Chordata; Actinopteri; Scombriformes; Scombridae
Product: E3 ubiquitin-protein ligase TRIM39-like
Exons: 7
Coding region: 22-1767 (581 amino acids)
Molecular function (GO): zinc ion binding; protein binding
Source: RefSeq, a predicted model, not a curated record